This is a messenger RNA of Rhodamnia argentea, 2059 nucleotides long. RefSeq names its product probable serine/threonine-protein kinase PBL7. Bases 299 to 1825 code for a protein of 508 amino acids. Gene Ontology annotation, molecular function: ATP binding; protein kinase activity. The record is from RefSeq and is a predicted model, not a curated record. Lineage: Eukaryota; Viridiplantae; Streptophyta; Magnoliopsida; Myrtales; Myrtaceae. The transcript is spliced from 7 exons. Gene Ontology annotation, biological process: protein phosphorylation.
CCCUGUCUCUCUCUCGACUACUCGCAUUGCUUAGCAUUGUCAGAUUUCGAUGCGUACACCUUCUGUGUAUGCAGAUUUCGCAUACAUUGCCCGUCCCUGUCUCUCUCUCUUUCACUGAGAAAUUCGCCAUCAACGUCCAAGUAGAAGUGCUUUUGUUUUCUUUUCGCACGGUGUUUUUCUCUCUCCACCUGUCUUUGUCUGUGUCUCACCUCUGCUUUAGAGGCUCCUCCUGGGUUUCUGUGCUCUCUCAGUGAGAUUUCGCUUCAAGGAAAAGCAAGGUGAAAGAAAAGGAGGGAGAAUGGGGAUUUCCCAAGAGACCUGCAAUGUCUCACAAGCUCCAAACACUCCCUCAUCCUUUGGGCAUUACUGUUUCGAGCCUAAUGAGUUCAAGAAAGUGAGACCCAGUUUGAGGAACAUGAUUUGGGAUCUUGGAUUGUCCUGUUUUCUUCCCAAGAGUGGCCACAGCGAUGAGAAUGACGAUAAAGAUCAAAACUUGGAGCACAACAAGGCGUGGCUUCUCGCAGAAUCAGGAGGGUGUGGCGCCCGGUUGACCAGCGUUGACCCCCAGUCCGUUCACUCGUCCUUCAGGUUCAGCAUCUGCUCUCAGGUCGAGCUGGAGUCCAUGAACUUGAAUUCCUCCGAUGCUGCGACCAUUUUGAUGGUGAAUUUGGACAAUGGCUUGGAGAGUCAUGAGCAGGAGCAGAAAUGGAGGCGGAUUGAGACAUUGGAGAAGAGCAUCACUCCUCUUACCAAUACACUGAUCAGGUUCAGCUACAGCCAAAUUGUCUCUGCCACCCGAAAUUUCUCCAAAGGCAGGGUUCUGGGAAGAGGGGCUUUGAGCUACGUGUUCAGAGGCAGAACUGGGGUUUUGAGGACUUCUGUGGCUGUGAAACGUUUGGACAAAGAAGACAAGGAGUGUGCGAAGGCAUUUUGCAGAGAACUGAUGAUUGCAAGCUCCCUUCGCCACCCUAAUGUCGUUCCUUUAGUUGGGUUCUGCAUGGACUCCGAGGAGGGCUUCUUCUUGGUGUACAAGUAUGUCUCCGGCGGAAGUUUAGGGCGCCAUUUGCACGACAAGAAGAAAGGACUGAAGGGUCGUUCAACGCUUCCAUGGUCGAUGAGGUAUAAAGUUGCAGUUGGGAUUGCAGAAGCUAUAGCAUAUUUGCAUAGCGGUACAGAAAGAUGUGUUGUCCAUAGAGAUAUUAAACCUUCGAAUAUACUCCUUUCAGCCAACAAAAAACCCAAGCUGUGUGAUUUCGGACUUGCUACAUGGACACCAGCACCUUCAAUCCCUUUCCUGUGCAAGACUGUGAAAGGAACCUUUGGCUAUUUGGCACCUGAAUAUUUCCAGCACGGAAAGGUAUCGGACAAGAUGGAUGUCUACGCUUACGGAGUUGUCUUGUUGGAGUUAAUAACCGGUCGAAAACCAAUUGAAGCAAGAAGGCCGUCCGGAGAGGAGAACUUGGUGCUGUGGGCAAAGCCUCUCCUAAAUAAAGGCAUAGGAGCGAUAGAAGAGCUGGGCGAUCCGAGGCUGAGACGCACUUUGAAAAGCCACAAGCAAAUCGCUCGAAUGAUUCAAGCAGCUGCGGCAUGCAUAAUUAGCGAAGAAUCCCGGAGACCGGGCAUUGAAGAGGUCGCUGCUAUUCUAAGAGGGGACGACGAACCUAUUUUGGCCAGUAAAAAGAAGUCUGGCUUCCCAGGAAACGGAUUUGUAGUGGAUUAUCUCACACAACUGCAUCAGACCAAGAGCGAGAUGAACAAACACUUGGCCCUAGCUAUGCUUGGAGUUUCGGAGUUUGAGGACGACGAUUACUUCUGCUAUCAAUGACAUACAGUGCCAAGUCGCUACCUUUUUUAACCAUUUCUUUUGCUUUGCUUGAACUAGAGGUUUCUGUGGAGAUCGGAGUCGCAAAGAUUGCUGGAAAUAUGUAAAUUUUCGGAACUCUUCUGGUCCGAUUGCGUGUGUACAUAACUUCAAAGCUUGUAUUGAGAAACUGUGAAUCUGGUACAGAUUUUUUCAGUUAACAGUCCCGGAAAAAGAUUGAUAUGGUCAUGGAGGAUA